This is a messenger RNA of Magallana angulata, 2674 nucleotides long. RefSeq names its product DNA-directed RNA polymerase III subunit RPC3-like. Bases 32 to 1609 code for a protein of 525 amino acids. The record is from RefSeq and is a predicted model, not a curated record. The transcript is spliced from 15 exons. Gene Ontology annotation, molecular function: single-stranded DNA binding. Lineage: Eukaryota; Metazoa; Mollusca; Bivalvia; Ostreida; Ostreidae. Gene Ontology annotation, biological process: DNA-templated transcription. Gene Ontology annotation, cellular component: RNA polymerase III complex.
AGUCAGCAAGAAGUAUUUUCCUGCUUUAAAAAUGACUCGCCGACAGCACGAUGUGUGCCGAUUUUUACUUUUCCAGCAAUUUGGGGAGCAGGUGUCAGUAGUUGGCAAAUAUUUACUACAAAAAUCCCCAUCACCACUUCAUCUUAUUUCGUCAGAAACACACUUGGACACUGAACAGGUGAAGAAAAUUUUGUGCAUUCUAAUACAGCAAAACAUAGUGACAUUUGGACAACACAAGAGAGGGUUUAUUGAAUACUCAAUCAGGACUGGUGAGAUUCUAAACCGAUUGUGGUUUCCAAAGUAUAUUUAUUGUGCAAAAACUUUGUAUGGAGAUGCUGCUGAACUGCUAUUGGAGGAUGUCUUACAGAGAGGUCAAGUGCAAAUGUCAAAAGUCAUUGAAGUGGUGAUGCAGAGAUUUAAUGAAGCACUUGAAACUUCAGGAAAGCAAAAGAUCUCAGAGAGUUUCGUGGUUGACAAGUUCUCUAACUUGGUGAGGACACAUUUUCUGCAAAGAUGCUUGGAUCCAAUCAAAUCUGAUUCAAACAAAGUUGUGGGCCUUGAAGUGAGUGAAGAGGAGGAGACUCUGUACAGAUUACCAGAUUUGUCAAGAAAGAGGAAAAAAUCACAUGAUGAUGGUCCACCAGCCAAAAGGUCAAAGUCUGAAGUAGAGGGAGAGAGGCCAGCUGAUGAUGAAGGGGAUGGCAUUUUUUGGAGGGUCAACAACGAGCGAUUCCAUCAAAUGUUUAGAGACCAGGCCAUUGUACAAGCAAUCUCCAGCAAGAUUGAUAGAAGUGCCGGGGAAGUACUCCGAGCAAUGUUGAGGGUCAGUGAAGUCAAGACGGCUGGAAUGGCCACUGUUACAACCCCCAUAUCUGUUACAGAGAUAUUUAAUGCCCUGCCUAAAGACCUAAUGGCACGCCCCCUGCUGGAGACUUACUUGUCACUCAUAUGUGAUGAUUCUACAAAUUUCCUGUCCAAGGUUGGAGACAGUGGAGGGGGGAUGUACUCCAUCAACAUUUAUGAAGCACUUGCACAACUGGUCAAGGCUCACAUAGAAUCUGUUGUACAGGAAAGGUUUGGGUCAAAAUGUUUGAGAAUAUUCAGAGUUUUACUGUUAAAAAAGCAUCUUGAACAGAAGCAGAUUGAAGAUUUUGUCAUGAUAUCCGCAAAGGAAGCCAAAGACCUUCUAUAUACCUUAUUCUCAGAAAACUUCAUCACCACUACAGAAAUCUCCAAGACCCCUGACCACGCCCCCUCCCGGACCUUCUUCCUCUUUACUGUCAACAUUCAGCACGUGGCGUCUAUGGUGCUGAAUAGGUGUUACAAGGCCUUGUAUAAUGCAAUGGUGAAGAAAGAAACAGAAGUAAAUGAACACAGACGUUUGCUGGACAAACAGGAGAGAAUGGAGGCCAUUGCUGCCUCUGUAGAGGAUGCCAGUCAGCGAGAUGAGAUCCUAAAUACCAUAACCCCCUCAGAACAGGAGCAGAUCAUAAAAGUCCGGCGCACAAUCCAGAUGUUAGACCAUAGUGAAUUGCAGAUCUGUGAGGGAAUAUUUAUUUUGGAAAUGUAUUUGAUGUAUUUUAAACAAAGACAGAAGGAUAAGUCAUAAUAAAUAAUUUUCUAUCUAUAUAAUGUCUUUCAUUUAUCAAUACUACCGGGUAGAUGACACUGGAUUUUAUCAAACUUGCAAGUCACCAAAAAUAUUGAUAAAGUACUGUAUGAUAGGUCACUAUUGUAUUUUGUGAUACAAUAUUAUAUUGUAGAAAAUUAUAUCAUACGAUAUGAUAUUGUAUCAAAUUUGUUGUAUAUAUAUAUAUUUGCAAAUUUAACACUUUUGCAUCCAACUAUUACCUAAAGAAACAAAAAGACAGAAUGAUGUCUUGCACAAUUAAAAUUCAAAUCAACAUGUUCAAAACUGAUGUCAAGAAUGGAUGCAUUCAAGCAUAUGCUGGACUGUACACUAACUUUUUAGUCUGCUAGAAAAUCUUGUAAGGUUUGGAAAAACUGCAAAUAUUUUUCACUGCACACAAUUCCCAUCAUCAGUACGCUGACUGACUAUAGGCCAUUUCAUUGAGUUUUCUCAUUACUGUUUAAAAAAUAAGGAUGACUCAACAAAGUCAACAGAUGGUCAGAUAUUACAAUCCAUACUCUAAUUUCUUCAUUUUAAAUGAGUACUUAAUUCCACAAUUUGACUGUUUUGCAUCAAAUCGCCAGAAUAUAAAAAUGCAAACAUCCAAUUUUUGUCAUAGUUUCAUUUACUUUAAAUCUGUCCAAAAAUUUAAGUGAGAUUUUAAAAUCCACAAGAUGUGCUUCUCAUGAUUUUACGCGGAUAUUAAUUCCUUGCGUUGCAUUAGGAAUCUACAGUAUUUCUCCAAUACUGUAAACAUACUACAUUUGGCUGUGUAUUCUAUUUAGCUCUUUUGGUGGAAUGCAGCUUCCGCUAAAUCAAGUACAUCGCUAAAUGCCAUACAUAUCUGUAUAAGAAUAGUCACAUUCAGGAAUACGCUAUUUCAAAUCCACGCCAACUUGUUUAAAAAUUAUUUCCACCAAAUAUCAUACACACCAAAUAUAAUAUGUUUACAGUAUACUGUAUGUUUGUUUUCUUUUAAAUGUUAUGCUCAAUAAUACUAGUACUCUUUCCACUAAAAUCAUAUGAGAACAUGAAUGAAAAGAA